AUACUUCCCAGUGCAAGCAAUGCGCCUUACUGAAAUUUGUAUUUUUAAGUAGUUAUUGAUGAGAAUAUCUUCACGAGGCAGCCAAUUAGUAUGUGUUGCUACAAAAUUCGAAAUCAUUAGUACAAGAUUGUGUGUUUAGUAACAAUGAUACACGUGUAGAAUUGUGUAGAUAAGCGCUUCCAUCUUAUCCAGUAAUCAGGUAUGGAUGAGAAACGAGUAGCCAUCGUGGGCGCCGGAAUCAGCGGCCUCCUCGCCUGCAAAUACGCGGCGGCGAAGGGCUUCACUCCGGUGGUCUUCGAAGAGCAAGACAAGGUUGGCGGGCUGUGGAAUCACACUCUAGAGUCCACCACCCUUCAAGUUCCUAAGCAGUUGUAUGAAUUUUCAGACUUCCCAUGGCCUUCUUCUGUCAAAGAAUUGCUCCCCCACAACACCCAACUCACUCAAUAUCUCCAAUCCUACGCUCAGAAAUUCCAGCUGUUGCAGUACGUCAAUUUCAAUAGCACAGUAAUCGAUGUUGAUUAUGUGGGAGAAUCUGAAGAAGAGAUGAAUUGCUGGGGUGGAGAUGGCAAAGCCUUUAGAUCCAAACGGAAAUGGAUUCUCAAAGUCUCCCACUCUGGAGAUCAUGGCUCCAUCAAGGUAGAGUAUGAAGCAGAGUUCUUGGUUCUGUGCAUUGGGAAAUUCAGUGGUCUUCCAAAUAUCCCGGAGUUUGCUCCGGGAUAUGGAAGCGAUGCGUUUUCGGGGAAAGUAAUGCACUCCAUGGAUCUCGCCAAAAUGGAGAAUGCUGCAGCUGCUAAACUCAUCAAGGGAAAACGUGUCGUCGUUAUCGGUUCUGGGAAAUCAGCAGUCGACAUUGCGUACGAGUGCGCCAAUCUAAAUGGAAGAGAUAAUCCUUGCACAAUGGUACAAAGAAGAAUCCAUUGGAUGAUACCCCACGACGCCCAGCCAUGGGGGCUAAGCUUCAGCUUUUUGUUCUUCACUCGCUUUGCUGAGCUCAUGCUUCACAAGCCCGGCCAGGGCUCUUUGUUCACCGCCGCCACAAUCUUGCUAACUCCACUGCGAUGGGUUGUGAACAAGCUGGUGGAAAUCUAUCUUAAAUGGCGACUUCCCAUUAAAAAAUAUGACAUGGUUCCAACGGAAAACUUCGUGGGACAAGCCUCGUCUUGUCAGAUACACUUCCUGCAGCCGAACUUCUACGACAGAGUAGAAGACGGCAGCAUUCUGAUGAAAAAAUCGAAAAGCUUCACCUUCUGCAAAGAGGGUGUGAUCCUCGAGGGAGAAGCUGUCCCGUUGCAAGCAGACGUGGUCAUCUUUGCGACGGGAUAUAAAGGCAAGGAGAAGCUGAAGAACAUGUUCGCUUCUCCCACUUUCCAAAACUACAUAUAUGGAUCUCCAAACUCGAUUGUGCCUCUCUACAGACAGAUGAUCCAUCCAAGAAUCCCACAGCUGGCAGUGAUAGGCUACACGGAGUCUCUGUCGUGUUUGUUCACAUUUGAAAUGAGGUGCAAAUGGCUGUCCCAUUUUCUGGAUGGGGAGUUCAGGUUGCCGAAUAUAAGAGAGAUGGAGAAGGAGAUGGAAGGGUGGGAGAAAUACAUGAAGAGGUAUGCAGGCAAGGGAAGGUCAUGCAUUGGUGGGGUGCCUAUUUGGUACAAUGAUCAAUUAUGUAGAGACAUUGGGUCUGCUCCCAAAAGAAAGAAUGGCUUCAUUUCCGAGCUGUUUCAGCCUUAUGGCCCACCCGACUACCACCACCUAUAACUUUCUAUAAUCUCCUCCACUCAAUUUGGUUAUUCCCUUCCCACUCUUUAAUAGAGGACAAUCGAAUUUAAUUAUAUUCUGUUGUUGCUUUCAUGUGUUUUAUUUUGCUCGAGAGGUUGACAUUGUUAAGAUAUUCACACUUUAGUUGUUCUAUGAUGAAAAUAUAGUAAAAUAUGUCAAUGUAAAUAUUUAAUGUGUUACCCAUUCCGUCCUCAUUAAAUGUCUCAUAUUCUUCA
This is a messenger RNA of Salvia splendens (bonfire salvia), 1988 nucleotides long. Its product is annotated as probable flavin-containing monooxygenase 1. The record is from RefSeq and is a predicted model, not a curated record. Lineage: Eukaryota; Viridiplantae; Streptophyta; Magnoliopsida; Lamiales; Lamiaceae. Gene Ontology annotation, molecular function: NADP binding; flavin adenine dinucleotide binding; N,N-dimethylaniline monooxygenase activity. Bases 202 to 1752 code for a protein of 516 amino acids. The transcript has 4 exons.